Molecule: messenger RNA, 4875 nt
Organism: Pteropus alecto (black flying fox)
Lineage: Eukaryota; Metazoa; Chordata; Mammalia; Chiroptera; Pteropodidae
Product: major histocompatibility complex class I-related gene protein
Exons: 6
Coding region: 276-1289 (337 amino acids)
Biological process (GO): immune response
Cellular component (GO): external side of plasma membrane
Source: RefSeq, a predicted model, not a curated record
AAACAGGCACACGAAAAGGAGCAAGCAGUGUCUGAAACCAAAGCAGUUAAAAGUUACCCGGAAAAGCAUUCAGUACUUUUGUCUCUCUCUAUUCUACCUAGCAACUGAUGACACUGCAUACGUCCCUGUUUUUAUUGGGAGAAGGCCCUGAGCGUCACGCGGUGCUAAAUCUCCAAGAGCGAAGAGCGGGUGAAGUACAGGUUCUUGAAAGAUCAGCUGAGACCUGUCCGUGUUUUGGUUAAAAGAAUCUGAAGGAAAAGACCUUAGAGGAGCCAAUGAUGCUCCUGUUUCCUCUCCUUGUUGUAUUAACGGCGAAGCACUGCGUUGCCCGGACUCACUCUCUGAGGUAUUUUCGCCUGGGCGUUUCAGAGCCUGGCCAUGGGAUCCCUGAAUUUAUUUCAGUGGGGUAUGUGGACUCUUAUCCCAUCACCACAUAUGACAGCAUCUCCCGGGUGAAGAAGCCGCAGGCCCCAUGGGUGGCAGAGAACCUGGCCCCCGAUCACUGGGAGAGGUACACACAGCUGCUGAGGAGCUGGCAGCGGACGUUCAAGAUGGAACUGAAGCACCUGCAGAGUCACUACAAUCACUCAGGGCUUCACACUUACCAGAGGAUGAUUGGCUGUGAGUUGCGGGAGGAUGGAAACACCACGGGAUUUCUGCAAUAUGCAUAUGACGGACAGGAUUUCAUUAUCUUCAACAAAGACACACUCUCCUGGAUAGCUGUAGAUAAUGCGGCUCACAUCACCAAGAGGGCAUGGGAGGCCAAUCGGCAUGAGUUACAAUAUCAGAAGAAUUGGCUGGAAGAAGAAUGUAUCGCCUGGUUAAAGAGACUCCUGGAGUAUGGGAAAGAUACCCUACAAAGGACAGAAGCUCCACUGGUCAGAAUAAAUCGCAAAGAAACCUUUCCAGGGAUUACAACUCUUUUCUGCAGAGCUCAUGGCUUUUAUCCGCCAGAAAUUUCCAUGAUCUGGAUGAAAAACGGGAAAGAAAUGCUCCAAGAAAUGGAUUAUGGAGACAUUCUUCCUAGUGGGGAUGGGACCUAUCAGACGUGGGUAUCACUUGACCUGGAUCCUCAGAGCAGUGACUCUUACUCCUGUCACGUGGAGCACUGUGACGUCCACAUGGUUCUUCAGGUCCCCCAGGAAUCGGAAACUAUCCUUCUGGUGAUGAAAGCUGUCACUGGGUCCGUUGUCCUUGCCAUUGGCCUGGCUGGAGUCGGCGUCCUGGCCUGGAGGAGAAGGCUUCGAGAGCAAAAUGGAAUCACCUACCUUCCUACAUCAGAUCAAUGAUUGGAGAUAGCUCUUGUCCAGUUGUUUUUCCUCUGGGAACCAUGGUCUCUGUACCCCAUGGACCCAAAUUCAGGUGCCUGAAGCUCUUGACCACACCCACAACAGAUACGAUUGUUAUGUGGUUGAACAUUUACAGCAGAAGGAUAGAGCCACAAAGUUUUCUUUGUUCUUUGGCUCCAAAAAGACUGUCAGCCUUCAAGCUCUUUUGAUGGACUCCUUUAUCACAUUUGGCUCUAACUAUAGCUCAUGACACAACUACCCUAUUCCAUCUGUCAAUGAUGAUUUACAAGUAAACCAGAGAAUCUCAGAGCUGAAAGGAACCUUCUAAUUGAAGGCAGGAAACGGUCUUCGCCAGUACCUUCGACUUGAGCAUCUAGCCGCCACUUGAAUACCACCAGUGAAGGGCACCUCACUACGUCAUAAAAUGGUCUUUCUCUUCUUUCAUGAGAGUGUUUUUCUUUGCAAGAGCUUCAAGUGUCAUGAGUGCCAUGACUGUGACCCUACAGACAGGGUCAGACCACCUCAUGAGAGCAGCCAUCGAGUUUCUACAAUGGCCUAUGGGUGGCUGGGUCAUUUUAUAUGUUUCUUGGCUUGAGAGAAAGCGAAGUGCGCAGUUCUUAUGGCAUCUCUGCUUGGUAGUUUGGAAUCUUGAAAAUAUGCCUAGUCAGAUCCAUGGAAGUGAUUUCAUUUUUUCUGUUUUCUUUUUGAGGGAAAGAAAGAACAAUAAUUACCAGAUAUAUUAUCAUCUUCAGUGGAACUACAGAGACCUAGACUCAAGUGCAGUCUUUUAAGAUAAAAAUGAUACUAUGUUUAUAUCUCAGAAGAAGAUUCAAUUAUCAUUUCUGUCCUUCCUCUCUGGCUUAUUGUAGAUGGGCCAGACUCACCCGAUUCUCCAUAUGAAGAGAAGCCCUACUGUGAGAAAUAACACUCCCUUGAUCCUCCUGACUCUCCUCCCCCUAAAAUCUUCACCAUCAUUUUCCUCUUGUUUGCUUGGCAUUUUCGAUUCUCAGUAAGAAGAUCACAUUCUAUCAGAGGGGGAUGCCGAUGUCUUCUCUAAGUUAAAUAUGAGCUUGGACCCCAGGGCCCUGGACUCUCUUGGACAUAGUUUUCUGGAAACACUCAGACCCUGGGGACCCCAUAUUGUGGCUCCGGGGGAAUGCAUCAAGGCUUCCACAGUUGUUUCCUUCCCCAACAAAUUUCCUUCUUGCUUCCCCACAGUUGGCUUGGCCGAGUAAAAAGAACACCAAAUAUAGCCACGUACGGGAGUGGCUUACCACACAGUAAGAUAAACACCAUUUAUAACAUUAAAUGUGUCUUUGUUAUAAAUCUUGACUGAUUAUAACAAUAAAUGCUGCUUAUUUAUUCUGUUUCUGGCUUGUGAACCAACUGAGGACAUGAGCAGGGCCACUGCUCACCCAUAUGGGAUGUUUGUGCAAACAGAAAAUUGUUUCCUUCUUCUAGGUGAACUCUGACCCAGGCCAGGUCACACGGCUUAACCAGCAGAACAUAGAGUGGAUUUCUACUCUGUUUGUUCCCUUGGUGUUCAGGGCACAACAUUACAUGGCAGCUCUGGUCAUAUUGUUAGAAAAUAGAUGGAAAUUGGCUGUAGACUAAGAUGAAAGAAUUAACUUGGAAGGGAGAAAUGACAGUGGGGGUGGGGGGGGGAAAGAUUGAUUCAUUCAAAAUGGUGGAACUAGAAGCCCUGUUUGUAUAUCUAAACAGCUGAAAUUAUCUAAAGGGUUUUACAUAAUCUUAUCAUGGAGUUUAUUUAUGGAGAUCUAUUUUUAAAUUUUUAUGUCAUAUCACACAGUCUGCACGAUACCUUGUAUGUAGUAGGAACCCAGUAAAUACUUCUUGAAUGAACCAGUACAGUAUUUUAAUUAGUUAGUCCUCAUGUACUGGUGCAAAAGAACAGUGUCAUCUUACAACUGAAAUCAUAGAGAGGAAAUAUCCUACUCAGGAUCAUAUGACAUUGCUGGGGCCCAGGAUGAACGCCCCAAGGACUUGUCUGAAUUCUUCAAACAUUUCUGCAACAUUAACAUUCUUUAUUUAAUACUUUAUCUUGUCAUUGCCUUGCCUGUGAGAUUAAGGAUCCCAAACAUUUGAACCAUGCUCCUCUCCCUCACUCCCCCUCCCCCAUAUUAGGGACAGGGACAGGGACAGAAUUCAGACGUUCUUACACAAGGCACUAUUUUUUCUGGAAGGCUAUGAAAAGAGGUGUUGAGAAAUGAGUUCUCUGUCAGCUUGGGGGCCCAGCUAUCUGUUACCUAAUAUAUAUCUUUCUAUUCUUAAGUCCUGUAGAGCUGUUAUAUAAUCUGAAUUUUCCUUUCUAUUGUCACUUGGAUAUUUAGUUCAUGAAAUACAAAUUUCAUCAGUUCUUAUCCAUGACCUAGGAAUUACGCGAAACCUCUCUUUCUAAAGAGAACGGGUGUCAUGCAUACUUCUUCCUUUCCCCCUUCUUCCUUGAAUUCAGUGUUAGAUGAACCCAUCAGGCAGGAGUUUCUGCAUUUGUCCCUUGGCGGGGGGUUGGGUGUGAGAGAAUAUUUGGGACCAGAAAGUUCUGAGCCUGUUGGAGCUGGACAGUUGGAACUGAGGGGCUGAGCAGCAGCUGGAAGGCUGGGCUGGCCCGGAGCCCUGGCAAGUGGCGACUGGGUCUGCGGCAAGUGCUGUGGCUGUGGCCAGACCUCUGAAGACGCCAAACAGGGCCAGAGAGUGGGAACAACCAAGGAGAAAAAAACAGCUUCUGAGAAAAAAGCUUCUCAAAGGGAAAAUAAAUUCAGGGAACAGGAGGCUACAGACCAAAAACGGGAAGCCACCAGAAUGGAAAAGGAAGUGAAACCAAGACAAAAAUGAGACAUUCAACCUCAAGCUGAAGCAGUCUUUGCUCUUUUUUCUUUUCAUGAUAUCAAUGUGGAUCUAAGGUGAAUCUGUUACCUGAACUGAGUAGAAGCUCUGGGUUUUUUUGUUUGUUUGUUUUUUCUGAGCAACAUGACAGUAGCAUAAAUAAAGAAUUCUGGGAAUACAUUGAGAAGACAGACUAAAAGGUGACAAAUUCUGGGAGAAUUUGGAGAGCUGGAAUAAUAAAAAGUAAAACAUUUGGAGUCUCAUCAGCUGCUGAAUACAACCCUUUGAGGUAAUUUAAAAGCUCUUAAAGCCUUUAUUACUCACAAAACUGCUACAAAUACAUGAUCUGUGCAUUACACACAACAGGAAGUUGCCAAACCAGAUGUAACCUCCUGAGGCUGCAGUAUUUGGGCUGCCCUCCACCUUACUUUUAAAAGAAUGAAUUAGUCAUUGAUCUCUGAGGAUCAGGAGGGUUGAAGACAAAAGGCAAGUUGCUCUAACACAGUUCAGGCCUUUGCAAUGGAAAUUAAGAUCAAAUUUCAAAGAUUUGUAAAUUUGUCCACCUUCAUAGACUUGAAGUCUCUACAAUGAUGACAUUUCCAAGGAUUUUCCUCUGCCACAAGCAAUUAGUAGUUUCUCUGUGUGUCACUGUAUCCACUAUAUUGUCAUUAAAGCCACAGAGUUUAUUUACUAAUAAUUUGCCAUGGAUAUUGAUAUUCAAAUUAAAUUCUUAUGGCCUUCA